This is a messenger RNA of Lolium rigidum, 1140 nucleotides long. Its product is annotated as transcription factor TIP2-like. Gene Ontology annotation, biological process: regulation of DNA-templated transcription; anther wall tapetum development. The transcript is spliced from 3 exons. NCBI's taxonomy places the organism in Eukaryota, Viridiplantae, Streptophyta, Magnoliopsida, Poales, Poaceae. The coding region runs from base 9 to 1058 and encodes 349 amino acids. Gene Ontology annotation, molecular function: protein dimerization activity. The record is from RefSeq and is a predicted model, not a curated record.
UUGAGACGAUGUACCACCCUCAGUGCGAGCUCCUGAUGCCCCACGAGACGCUGAACAUGGAUGUCGGCCAGUCGCACCUCCCCGCCUCCUCCGUCACCGCUAUGCCGGCAGACCUAAACUUCCACCUCCUCUCCUACGUCGAUCCCGCAGCUGCUACGGCCGUCUCGCCCCAGCCCACCGUGGAGUACUUCUUCGGCGGCACCGACCAGCCGCCUGUCCAGUUCGAGCAGCUGGCCGCCACCAACCACCAGGCGAUGAGCAUGCUGCGGGACUACUACGGCCAGUACCCCGCGGCCGCCGAGACGUACCUCCGCGGCGGGCCGAGGACCGGGUCGUCGUCCCUCGUGUUCGGCGCCGCAGAGGACGAGUCGACCUACUUGGUCGGCCCCUUCGAGACCUCCCCGAAGCCACGGGCCAGCGGCGGCAGGAAGCGGGGCCGUGGCACCGGCGGCUUCAACGGCGGGCAGAACAACGGCGUCGAGAAGAAGGAGAAGCAGCGCCGGAUGCGCCUAAGCGAGAAGUUCACCGCCCUCAUGCUCCUCAUCCCCAACCGCACCAAGGAGGAUCGGGCCACCAUAAUCGCGGACGCGAUCGAGUACAUCCAGGAGCUGGGGAGGACGGUGGAGGAGCUGUCACUGCUGGUCGAGAAGAAGAGGCGCCGGACGGAGCACCAGGGGGACGUGGUGGACGCGGCUCCCGCGGUAUCGGCCGGAGAGUCGGAGAGCUCCGAGGGCGAGGUGGCGGCCGCGGUGGUGGCCGAGCCGGCGCUGCAACCGAUCCGGAGCACGUACAUCCAGCGGAAGAGCAAGGAGACGUUCGUCGACGUGCGCAUCGUCGAGGACGAGGUGAACAUCAAGCUCACCAAGCGCCGACGUGACGGGUGCCUCGCCGCCGCGUCCCGGGCGCUCGACCACCUCCGCCUCGACCUCGUCCACCUCUCCGGCGGCAAGAUCGGCGACUGCCACAUCUACAUGUUCAACACUAAGAUUCAUCAGGGAUCUCCAGUGUUUGCAAGCGCAGUAGCGAGUAAGCUGAUUGAAGUCGUGGAUGAGUACUAGCUAUCAUAGCCUCUACCGAUGCAAGUUUCUCUACAUUGCUAGCUAGCUAUAGCUAGGGUUCUUGGGUAUCUGCAUGAGUAGU